Molecule: messenger RNA, 1746 nt
Organism: Porites lobata
Lineage: Eukaryota; Metazoa; Cnidaria; Anthozoa; Scleractinia; Poritidae
Source: the annotation of a GenBank genome assembly
AUGGCAGACACCGAAAGUAUAGUGAGAGAAGAAACUCCUAACGCGGUAAUCGAGAGAGCUAAAAAAUUCCUACGUGAAGGCUGUGGAUGUUCGCGUGGUUCGAAAGGGGGUCCCUGUUCAAGAGAAUUUAGAGAAGAAACGGUGCUAUUUAAUCUCAAUAACUGUCUCGAGUUGACAAGUGGAGAGCUCGACUUGAUAAUUUUAGCCAACAUACAAGCUUUCACACGCAACGACUACGUUGGAACUAAGAGAAACGGAACUUCAAGAUGCACGUAUCAGUUUCAGUCUGUCCUGAUUUGCAAAGAGAUGUUUCUUCACCUUCAUGGUAUAAGUUAUUCUCGACUUCGUCGACUCAAGGAACAUUACGAGACGCAUGGUAUCUAUCCGCGAACCCUUGGAAACACCAAAAGGCUUCCCAGUAACACUCUUCCCCAGUCAACCACAGAGAACGUUCAUAAUUUUCUAACUAAUUACGUAGAAGAGAACGCAUUUGUUCUACCUGGAAGAAUACCUGGAUUCAAGUCCGAGGAUGUAAAGGUGUUGUCUUCAAGCGAAACAAAAAUGAGUGUUUGGCGUGUGUACACUGCCACUUGCGAGACUUCUGGAGAACAAUCCGUUAGCUACAGCAAAUUGGUCGAUCUUUGGCAGCAGUUUUGUCCAAACGUUGUUGUGGCAAAACCAUUGACCGAUCUGUGCUUUACUUGUCAGCAGAAUACAACCAAACUUGUACGGGCCGCAAACCUUCCUGAGCACGAAAAGGCUGACUACAUAAAAGCCCAACAGGAACAUUUGGACUGCGCCCAGACUGAGAGAGACUUUUACAGACAAACUUGUUUAGAUUCAGCAGCGACUUUCAAGCAAAUAGAAGAGGAAAUGAAUUUGAACGAAGAACAUGAACCGUGUUCAUUUAAUGGCACCAUGCAUUACUCUUUUGAUUAUACGCAACAAGUCCACUUUCCAAGCAACCCGAUGCAACCCGGGCCGAUCUAUUUUAAGACCCCUCGCAAAUGUGGAAUUUUCGGAGUCAUGUGCGAAGGUGUACCCCGUCAAAUAAACUAUUUAAUUGACGAAGCUGCGACUGUUGGUAAGGGGGCCAAUGCUACAAUAAGUUACGUUCAUCACUUCUUUUCGCGUCAUGGUCUGGGGGAAACAGAUGUUCACUUAAAUGCUGAUAAUUGUUCGGGACAGAACAAAAACAAUUACUUUUUAUGGUAUUUAGCAUGGCGGACUGCAACUGAACUUCAUCGUAAUAUAAACUACUCCUUUCUCAUUGCUGGACAUACUAAAUUUGGCCCAGAUCGUUGUUUCGGGAUUCUUAAGAAGUCGUUCAAAGUCAGUUUUAUUUCUUCACUUUAUGAACUUGCUAGAAUGGUGGACACGUCAAGUAACGCAGGAGUCAACAAAGCUCAACUGGUAGCCACUCACGAUGGCCGAGUCAUAGUACCUGUAUAUGACUGGAGCACUUUUCUGGGACAGUAUUUUAAAAAACUCCCGAAUAUUAAAAAAUUUCACCACUUUCGAUUUUCAAAGGAUGAACCAGGCGUCGUCUACUGCCGAGAGUUUUUGUCAUCUCCGAAACAAGCUUUUUUUUUACUAAGGAAUGGCGUUGCUAUCCCUCCAGGUUCAGUGCUUCCACAAAAGAUCAACCCAGAAGGUUUAAGCGAGGAACGUCGAAAUUACUUGUAUCGCGAAAUCAGGCAGUUUUGUAAGCCUGGAACGGAAGACUUAGUUGCACCAGUUCCAUGA